This is a messenger RNA of Closterium sp. NIES-67, 2207 nucleotides long. The record is from the annotation of a GenBank genome assembly. NCBI's taxonomy places the organism in Eukaryota, Viridiplantae, Streptophyta, Zygnematophyceae, Desmidiales, Closteriaceae.
UCAGUUGACUACCUUUAUCGGGGAUAACGGCAGUCAUUUCCUGCGCUCCAUUCGUAAUGAGUCUGUACCUGGACCGCAGCCGGCUGCCACGGCAACCGCACUCGGCGGGAUUGUGAGGCGUGCCCGCAGCGGACGGGGCUCGGGGGAAAGCAAGCGGCGCGAGUCAGGAGGUGCCUUGUCACGUGCAGGCGAGCAGGCGAGAGGCGCGCAUAGCAAGAGCUCCGUCAGCCAUGAGACACACGCACACAGCGCCACCUUGCUUGCUCUGCACGCCUCUCAACAUUCCACUUUCGCUCAUUAAGUACUGCUGCUGACGCCCACGAUAGUAACUUUCUAUGGCGUCAAUUCCAGGUGGCUCCCGCGCCGCCGCGCACGCCACUGCCGCGCGCGCCAUCCCGGUCUUCCUCGAAGCCUCGCCGGCCACCCAAGCGCUGCUCCCGCCGCAUCCGCCGGAUCCGCCGCACCCGCCGCGCGCGGAGGCUUCAGACGAUGAAGCGCAGUGCGCGGGAGCCAGGGACAAGGAUCACUCCGCGCGUUCAGCACGGACCGCGCAAGCCCCCCCACUGGGGGCACAAGUGGCCUGCGCUGCUGCCGCGCAUUGCGGCGGAAUCUCCCCCGCCUUUCCGCAGCGCGACGCGCCAUGGGCGGCGGCCCUCGCGGCGUGCAUCGCGCUGCUGCUCGUCCACGAGCUCGCGUCGCCGCUUUUCGCGCUCCAACGGCCGUCCCUCGCCGCCCUCGCCUUCUUCCUCCCCUGUGCCCUCUCCGCCCUCCUCCUCUCCCUGCCCCCCUCCCGCUUCGCCCUCAGCCGACUCCACGGAAACCUGACCCCUCGCGUCGUUACUGUGUCCUGUGUCGUCAGCGGCGUUAUUCUGCUAAUCUCAUGGGGUCUAGGUGUCUCCUAUCUGCUCUUUUGGAAGGAUACUGCGCCGAUUACAUACCUAAUUUACUCCACCGAUUCUGCUGUUUGCCUCUUAUUGCUGCUCCUCACCGUCCUCCCGUUUGUGGCUUUGCAGCAGCUCCGCCCUACUGUCACAUCCGUUAUAGCCCACGCCAUCCAGUUGGCGCUUUCAUUUGAUUCAGGAGUCCUCGUUACAAUCACAUUGCAGGGGGUGGUGUUUCUCGUUAUUGUCACACCCAUUAUGCAAGCGAGCUCUGACUAUCUCAGCUGCUUCGGCGAUUGGUCCAUUGGUAACACGUGUUACGUGGAUGGCAGGCUGGUUACACCAAUCCGUUAUCCCUCAAUCCUCACCAUUCCCUUGGCUUUCAUUGCCAUCUGGUUUCUACUCGCUACAGUCACAUCCGCUGUAUUCACUGUAUCAGCGAGGUUCGUCCUAGCAUACGCAGCUGAAUUAACUGGCAGCGGUGGUAGCAGCAGCAGCAGCAGCAGCAGCAGCAGCAGUGGGGUUGGGAGUGGUGGGAUGUGCUCUGUGCCUCGCGGUGCUGGUGGUGCGAGUGAAGCUGCUGUGGGUGCGCCAAGUGAUGAGCCCGUGAGGCAGCAUGGGUGGUGGCAGCAUGGGUGGUGCCAGCAUGGGUGGUGGCAGAGAAUAGUGCAGGUGGCCAAACAGGACAGCGCGGUCAUGAGGGCUGCCAUGGGCCCUGCCAGCGCCAUCGGCUGUGCCGCCACCGCCACGGUGCUCCUCGCUGCACUCACCAGCAUGUCACUGCACGGCAGCCUGGGGGCGGGCGUUGCUGCUGUGAUGGCCACAGGACUGCUUGUCUGGACUGCUGCUGCUGCCCUCUGCUUCCUCUACUGCCUCGUGCUCCCCCUCAUCACCAUCACAGGACUUAGUUUCUCCCGCGCUCUUCAGCUUGCCAUCCGUGUGUUACCAAGCCGUGCCCCAGUCCUUCUCCUCACUCUUGCUGCUGCACUGCCGCUGCUGCUGCCCGUGGCGCUGCUCACUCUCCUCGUCGUUGGGUUCGGUGGGUCAGCUGUGGCCUACGUCUUCAUGCUUCUGCUGUCCCCUCUGCUGCAACAAGUAAUGGGGCCAUGGAACAUGCUUGCGCUGUUCGUCCAGGCAGCCAUACUGAGCUUCGUUACUGGGGCAAUUUCUACCAUCGUGCUUGCGUGUAUCAUUGUCAGCGGCACAGUAUCGCUUAGCUCCUCUGAGGAUCCUGACUUAGCAGGCAUAGAGAGAGGGGCUCAUGCUUGCAUGCUCCCCCCACCACAAACAACCCCUCUUUGUGCCACCAACUCUGUAUAGUACAGA